GGGAGCCGGCCCGGCUCGGACCUGGAGGAGGCCCGGCGCACGUAGCCUUCCUAGCCCUCGCCUGGGGCUGGGCGCUCGGCCUGGAGCAAACGCGCUUGUUUGUUUACCUCUCGCCUUUAAAAUAUUCAGACGGAGACAUGUAUUUAUCCAACGCUUUGCAGAAGGAGGUUAGCUGAGGAAGGGGAGGCGGACACGGCAGCGGGAAGAAGGUGUCUGAAUCUUUCGUACUCUCGGUUUUCUUUCCCCGGUACUUUGAUUUCAUUCGGACAUUGCCGGCGUUGGUUUUUGUUUUUGUUUUUUUUUAAUAUAGUGUCAGUUUGUUGGAUUAAAAAUUCAGGAUGAAUUGUGCAUAAUCGGGUGUUUCCCUGAAGUACAGAAAUCUUUUUCUGGGGUCAGAGUGGCGGUGAGCUGGGGUGUGCAGCUGUGGGAGCAGGGCUUUGAGGCAGAGGCCUGGCAACGCCGGUUUAGCACCAAUAGCUUUGUCUAAAAGGUGUUUUCCACCCCAGCUCGCGCUGCCCCUUAUGACCUCUUCCGUUUAUAAAUCCUUUCAUCCAAUUUGUUUAAGUGUCUUAAGCAAAGACCUCUUCAUUCCCCCCCCCCCGUAUGAUAAUGAGCAUUACUUGGUGACAAGUCAGCCUGGAAUCUGCACCCCCCCAAAAAAAGUAUAGGAAGGAAGGAAGGAAGGAAGGAAGGAAGGAAGGAAGGAAGGAAGGAGCGAGCUCCAGCCUUGGAGAGGUUACAGCUUAGAACCGUCACCUCGGCACCAGCAAGGCUCCCUGUGACCAGGCCAGCCGCUAUUGUGCCUGGUCUCUCCAUGGCCCCAACAAAGAAUUCAAAUUAUCGCGAUCUCUUGGGGAGGGUGGUGUGUCUGGGGCCGACAGAGAUUUGCCUGUGUGUACGGGGUGGGGAGCCGGUACCUGGGACCAGGGUUCCCCAGGACAAGGCCUGCACAGAGGGCAGAAGAGCUGCUGGGGCCCAGGCCGCUUCUGCAGCACCUGGCGACUGGCAUCUUCCCUGUCUGCCUUCCUCCCUGGCCUAAGCCCAACACUGCUUCCAGAGGGCUCUGUUGGUGGCCUAGAGCCUCCAGAAAGAAGGAUGUGUGCGAAGGUGGGGGGGGGGGGGCUGCUGGACCCCUCCCCCUAAGUUCAGCUUCUCAGGCCCUUCUAGAAGAAGCACCCAGAUUUCCCUUUAGGGGGCCCCCAAUAUGUGGGCUUUGACUCAGUCUCCAGGGGGCCGAAGACAGGUGUGGAGGGCAGCUGAGCCCAGCCACUGGUGGUCCUCAGGCCAGACGGUCAGCACCAGGCCAGGCAGGCUGCUUAGAACAGGAGCUGUGAGAAGCCAAGAGGGGCGACGAGGGGCUGCUCCUUGCGCGCCUCCCGACCAGGAACCAGAAGCCCUCAGGGGCCAGACCGGCCGUACCCAGCGAAGGGGCAGCUCCCAGUUCCCUGAGGUCUGGUUCCAAAACCGCCGGGCCAAGUGGAGGAAGAAGGAGAACACCAAGAAGGGCCCGGGGCGGCCGGCUCACAACUCACACCCCACCACGUGCAGUGGCGAGCCGAUGGACCCGGAGGAGAUCGCGCGCAAAGAACUGGAGAAGAUGGAGAAGAAGAAGCGCAAGCACGAGAAGAAGCUGCUCAAGAGCCAGAGCCGCCACCUGCACUCGCCGGGCGGCUUGUCCCUGCACAGCGCCCCCAGCUCGGACAGCGACAGCGGCGGCGGCGGCCUGUCCCCCGAGCCGCCCGAGCCGCCGCCUCCUGCGGCCGCGGCCAAGGGCCCGAGCGCGCACGCCGCCGGCGCCGCGGGUUCCGCGCCCGCACCGCCCGGCGAGCCACCCGCGCCCGGCACCUGCGACCCCGCCUUUUACCCGAGCCAAAGAAGCGGCGCAGGCCCGCAGCUGCGGCCGGGCCGCCCCGCGGACAAGGACGCCGCCCCGUGUGCGCCUGGGGCGGCGGCGGAACGCGGCGCCGCCGGCCUGCCGAAGGCCAGCCCGUUCAGCGUGGAGAGCCUGCUGUCCGACUCGCCGCCGCGCCGGAAAGCCGCCCCCGCCAACGCCGCCGCGGCCGCCGCCGCCGCCGCCGCCGCCGCGGCCGCCGCCGGGCUGGACUUUGCGCCCGGGCUGCCGUGCGCGCCGCGGACCCUCAUUGGCAAGGGCCACUUCCUGCUCUACCCCAUCACGCAGCCGCUCGGCUUCCUGGUGCCACAGGCCGCGCUCAAGGGCGCAGCGGGUCCGGAGCCGGCGCCCAAGGACGCGCCGCCCGCACCCGCCGCGCCGCCCGCGCCGCCCGCUCAGGCCAGCUUCGGGGCCUUCCCGGGGCCCGGCGGCGCUCCGGACUCGGCCUUCGCGCGCCGCAGCCCCGACGCCGUCGCCUCCCCGGGGGCCCCGACCCCGGCGCCCUUCCGGGACGCGGCCGUGGCUGCGGCCGAGGGCGGCGGCGGGGAGUGCGCGGAUCCGGGGACCGCCGGCCCAGCCGCCCCACUGCCGCCGCCUCUCGCGCCGUCGCCCGGGCCGGGCCCGCGGGCUCCCAGCCCUGCCGGGGAGCCUGCUUUGUGCGGGGCCCCAGAGCCAGGCGCCGAGUCCGGACCCAGCGCGCCGCCCGAGGGCGACGAAGUGGACAUGGACUGAGGGGCGGCCCGCGCCGCUCGCUCAGGCGCGACUCACACAACGAAAUCAGGUGAUCGGCUUAGAAACCCUGCUUUUCCCUCUUUCUUCUGUUUUCUUCCUUUUAUGGUUAUUUUUUA
This is a messenger RNA of Neofelis nebulosa (Clouded leopard), 2739 nucleotides long. RefSeq names its product UNC homeobox (gene UNCX). The record is from RefSeq and is a predicted model, not a curated record. Gene Ontology annotation, molecular function: DNA-binding transcription factor activity, RNA polymerase II-specific; sequence-specific double-stranded DNA binding. Gene Ontology annotation, biological process: regulation of DNA-templated transcription. The coding region runs from base 1205 to 2623 and encodes 472 amino acids. Lineage: Eukaryota; Metazoa; Chordata; Mammalia; Carnivora; Felidae. The transcript has 2 exons.